UCCUUGACAUUACAGUCCGGAUGUUGAGUCAUAACACAGAAGUCAGAGUAGCUUGCCACUGCUGACAACGAGUGGUAAAUUUAACACACUGACCAGACGUUGUAGAAAUAACAAUGGCCACAUCGAGUGAUCGCGAUACCCUGAUCCAGUUGGAAGAAGAUGAGGAGGAGGACUUUGAGCUGACACAGCGUCGUAUAGAGGCUGAGAGAGCUGCUAGGGAGGAAGAAGCGUUCAAAAGGAACACCCUCCAUCUUGACAUCCCCAAACUUCCAGACGGAAAAACACACCAUCUUUUCAUUUCCCACAGCAACGACCCUCCAGAAGAAGAAGCAUGGGCAGAGGAACUGGUCAACACCAUGGAACGAGACUUCGGCUUGAAAUGUCUUUGGCCAAAACGAGACUUCACUCCUGGCCAUGAUGUGGGAUCUUUGAUUCAGACAGGAAUCAUGUCGUCCAUGAAGGUCGUCUUUGUUCUGUCCCCUGCUUCCAUGGAAAGCCGAUGGUGCCUAUAUGAGCGGAAUUUUGCUUUUGGCAUUUCUGUUGAAAGUAAGGAAAAUCUCAUCAUUCCUGUUAUGUUGAGCCAGUGCGACUUCCCAGGCAUACUGAAGACAAUGAAUUAUAUUGAUGUACCUGCUGGAGAGGACUAUGCCUUCAAAAUCCGUCGAUGCUUUGACGAAGACACACGCACUUUUGACUAUCUUGUUCCGGAAAUGAUGAAACACUGGGAAAACGAUAAAGGGCCUAAAAAUGGAACCGUUGUCAGGAUACUUGGAGAGAAAAAUUUGAAAUCCAUCUGCGGGGCACCUGCUUGGUCUUUUCGAGAUCUCGAGCAGCACCAACGCUACCAGCUUCGCCAACUUGGAAGCAAGUUUGCUGAGAGAGUUUAUUACGGUGCAAAGGAUAUUGCCAACAGCUCUGUCUGCAUGAAGUACUAUUCCAUCAUCCACUCUCGUUGUCAUUGUUGUGGAGUUUGCUGUUGCAGCUCAACAUUCUUAUUUUUGUUGAUGAUGUUACUUCUCUUCAUCAUACAAGCAUUAGAGAUGAGAAUAGUAGACGAUAACUAUUUUCUUGUCCCGUUCUACAUCAUGAUUCCCCUCGGUGUUGGUUUGGUCUAUGCUGUACAUGUGAUGUUGGAAAAGAGAUUGAGGGCUCGACUGCAAGCGUAUUCCAUGGAGCAUGUUUUUGAAACAAAUAUCCUCAUCAACUACAAAUCAAGGACACGGCAGCCAAACUUGGAUGUCAUGUAUUACGACUUACAGCCAUGUAUGAACUACUUAAGUGACAUCAUUUACGGACCACGUGAGGCUGGUGAAACAUUACCAGGCAGAGACAGAGAGGGAGGGACACGAAAGGCUGGAAAACGUUACAUAAUCUCCUUCAUGGAAAGAAAUUAUGACUUUCUGUUUAGCGACAGUUUUGAAACAACUGUGAUGGACAGGCAUCCCACAGUAUAUAGACGUAAAUGCAUUUGCGAAAUGCUCGAGAAACAGGUGCGGCAAAGAUGUGAAGAACAAAUAUGACCCCCGUUGAUGUAUAGAUUCGCAAUUCCGUUGAAGAAAAACGCACACUGCUUGCAAUGAUAGCCAAUUGAAGAGAAACCCGUGACAAGAUGACUGCAUGUUAGUGUGCACUGAUGUCGAGGAUCGUCGCCAAUGGUUGUCUCACUUGUAUGACGUCAUUUACAGGUAGUUUAAUUGAAAUUGGUCACCUACAGCGUAACAACAUUCAAAAUACUAAGAUUAAAUAAUUUGGACAGUAGGAUUAAUCCAUAAGCUAUAUAUAUACCUUUCUCAGAAAUAUUUCUAUUCUUCAGACCGAAGCACACCUUUUUCUGGUUUUUUUGUGUAAAGUAUCACACCAGGUAUUACGAUUCCAACUACAUUUCGACUAAAUAUACUGUCACUGGAUGUAUCAAGGAAGUUUCAUGUCCGUUGUAAAACAUAAUUGUAGUGUGAAUCUUUUACUAGUUUUGUAAGCAACGUUAGAUAUGAGUCUUUUGAUAGUUUUGUAAGCAACGUUAGAUAUGAGUCUUUUAGUUUUGUAAGCAACGUUAGAUAUGAGUCUUUUGAUAGUUUUGUAAGCAACGUUGGAUACGAGUCUUUUAAUAGUUUUGCAUGCAACGUUAAAAAUAUCCAUGUUUAUUGUUUAAUAUACCAACGACUUCAGCCUCACCGGCGUUACGUUCUAUGGUCUGCCAGAAGCCUGUUACCCCUAGCAUGAAUUGGCAAAAACAUAUUCUACCCACAACUCCUCACAGGGACAAAGUAAUAAUUUCUGUAUUGUUUAGUUGUAGAGCGCAUAUAUUCAGGUAUCUGUAUUCAAAUGACUUUUACCUAAAUUGUUCAUGUGCUUCUGAAAUAAAUAAUUAAUCUCAGA
Messenger RNA from Haliotis rubra (blacklip abalone), 2376 nucleotides. RefSeq lists its product as uncharacterized. Bases 114 to 1520 code for a protein of 468 amino acids. Lineage: Eukaryota; Metazoa; Mollusca; Gastropoda; Lepetellida; Haliotidae. The record is from RefSeq and is a predicted model, not a curated record. Gene Ontology annotation, biological process: signal transduction. The transcript has 9 exons.